CGAAUCAGAAGACAUUUACACUUCCUUUCUUCUACAAGCAGUCCGCCAGAACUUGUGCCUGAAGAUCAGCCCACAAACCCCAUUUCACUCCUCAUUUUAUUGCUGCUAACGGCAGUGAGCAGUGCUAGUGAGUAUCCAGCGAUGUCAACAAAAUCGCUCAAUAGGCCGAUUAAGCCGUCGGUCUCCAGCGGUCUCCUCGCAAAAAUACAUAUGCAGUUUCUCGGGUAUCAAACUCUUAUCGCCUUGAAUAAGUUACAAAAGAUGCUCAUUUCUAUCUCCCACAAAUUCUUCGUGCUGGUCUCGAAAAGUCGCUGGUCGUCUUUCCGCAUUUUCCAAUAACGUUCACUGAACCAUCAUCUAUACGCUCAUGAAUCGCUAUACUUGUAUGUCCGCUGUUUACUUAGCUGUUGCAGUCGCUUCCUCGGCUGUCGCUGUUCCCAUCCACCCACUACUGUACUCGGCUUCCACUAGUACUGUUGUCACUGAGUUGGGGAGUGAGGUACCUCCGGAAACUGGCGCUUUCAACUCCGCUGGCCCACCUGGCACUCAUACGCUCCUUGACCUGGUCGAUGACAACGGCAAACAUUAUCGUUUCGAUGAGCUUGAUGAUCAACGUUCCGAAGAGCUCAAAAUCGCUUCUAUCACUGUCCCAUCUCUUGCACAGCCUCUUGUUCUCACUGGGCCUGGCGAGGUCCAUAUGAAGCCGACUCUGUUUCAGUAUCACAGCAAUACACCUGUAGCGCAAUGGGAUGAAAUGUUGUUAGAAGGCGGAACCGGCGAUGAACCAGGUCCUUCUAGUCAAGGUGGUGUCACUGGUAUAUCCAUUUACGCGGAUGGUCAUGAUGCUCUCCGUCGCCGUGUUCGUUCGAUGCUCGAUCCACACCAUGGGAUCAAUGCUCAUGGUUACAUAUUAGCGGAUGUGCCAAGAGAGACAGAGAUAUACCGGAAAGCAUAUAAUGCCCAGCUUGCCGCAGGAACUCUUCUUCCUUCAGAAGCGCCGACCCCGGAGGAAUAUGCCAAGAAGCUUGAAACGCUAAACCAAGAGUAUAUCCGUCUCAGCACUCCAAAUCAAAGCGCCAGCAAAAACCACUGCGCUCGUGCUUUGUCGAAUAUUUAUGGUGCCGACUUGGACUAAGCCGGUUCCGCUUUAGUUUCCACGGAGUCGGUUUAAUGUGCUAUCUUGCAGUAUCUAGUUCUAGCUAUCGUUGAAAUUUGCUUGUCGUCCCACAGUAGUAUACAUUGAUUGCUGUUCAAGCUUCAAGGGUUGAAAUUGUUCAGGAGUUAUUGAGACCGAUCACGUAAGCAAUUAGACGCUCAUCACUAAAGCGCCGUCGGCAUUUCCUUCAACUCUUUC
This is a messenger RNA of Lentinula edodes (shiitake mushroom), 1354 nucleotides long. RefSeq lists its product as uncharacterized. The transcript has 6 exons. The coding region runs from base 368 to 1135 and encodes 255 amino acids. The record is from RefSeq and is a predicted model, not a curated record. NCBI's taxonomy places the organism in Eukaryota, Fungi, Basidiomycota, Agaricomycetes, Agaricales, Omphalotaceae.